AUGAAAGAAAAUAGAUUCCGAUUCAAGAGCAGGACAAAACAAAUUAACCAAGCAGAUGUUAGCGUCUUUAAUAAUUUAUCACAAGAAAACCCAGUUCCUCUUAGUGAGUAUCUUGGCAGAGAGUAUGACCAGUCAUCAGCAUUCCAGACAAUCCGUAAAUCCAUUCAGCCAUUGGCCAAUUCGCUGCCAUUGCUCAUCUAUAAUCUCCCUAAAGUCAUAAAAGUCAUAGAAGAAAAUAUUGAUGGCUGCCCAAACUCUGGUCUCCAAGUAAUCAAAGCUUUGGCUCGAGAAAUUAGAUUUGAGCUAGCCCAAUUUUUUGAUAAUUUGCUUGCAAUAUUCAUUAAGUUAUGCGAAAGAAUUGACUUACUAGAAGAAAUAUUCAAUUGUCUUUCCAUAUGCAUGAAAUAUUCGGUUAAAGAACUCAAUCCAAGAGAUGUUCUCUUUAAGGCAAUUCCUAUGAUUAACCAUAAAAAUGAAGGGAUAAGGCAUUUAGCAGCCCAAAGCUUUGCAUUUUUGGUGAAAAAAGCUGGGCCAGUUGUGCUUGGAGAUUUACUAAAAGAUUGUGGUCCAAACAUAUGGGAAAUCAUCAAGUACUCAGCCACUGAAUUUCAUUGUAAAGAAAUUCUUGAAAUCAGCUGGGAAUGCUAUGAAGCUGCCAAAUUUGCUCAUCUUGCACUUGCUUUGGAGCAAAAGCACAUUGACUCUUUAUAUGAUAGCAUCACGAAAGCAAGCUCAUUUGAAGUUUUAAGAGAUUGGGCAAUUUUGUGCAAUGGAAAUCGCUUUCCAAAAUCAUUUCAUGAAAAAUCCAUACAAUUCUGUAAAGACAGUAAGAAAUUUGACACCCUUGCUUAUAUCAUAAAAUAUCACACAUUUUUAAUUGAUGAAAUUUCAUUCAUAUUGCAACAAGACACAGAGCAAGCUAUAGUGGCUUUCGGUAUUCUGGUCGACUUCAAUGACCCUCAUCCAGAAAGAGAAAUCCAUGAAUCAAUAUUAAAAAAGAAAUACGCAAAUCACAACCCUCAGCUUGACUUAUUAAAAUUUUCAAAUGAAAUUUACCAACUUAUAGAUAAAGCUUUGCUGACUGACAAAGCAGUUUUUGCCCUUGAAAUCUUGUUAAAAGUUUUCAAGAAUCAUCAUAUAUCGUCAGGGAAUCUUCAUAAUUUAAAGAAUUGGAUAAGUCUUCAAAAUGAUGAAGAUUUGAUUUGGCUUGGAUUAAGAGUGGCAAGAUUAACAGAAACAGAUUUUGAUACACAAGCAUUUUCUAAUACAAAAAAUCAAUUUCUUCUACCUCUUCCCCCCGUGAGCGAACAAAACCAUUGGAAAAUUAAUAGCCAUCCUUGAUCGAAUUAUUUUCAUAUAUUGCAAAUUUUUAUCUGCAAUAAAUCAAUGAUUAGGCAAUUUUAUUAUAUUUAUGAAAAUUAAUAGUUUGCAUGGUAAAUUAAGAGUAAUUUACGUAUUUUUUAAUAAAUUGCAUAGAAUUAAUCAUCCGAAGCGCUAGCCAUCAGCCUGGCAUCAGAAGCUUAAUUAGUUUUUAGAGUGAAAGGUUUAACUAAAAUUUUUAAAUUAACACAAUUUUUCAUUUUAAUAGUUUUAAUAUUUGCUAUUUUAACCCCUCUUAAUUAAAAAUUACACCAAAACAAUAAAUAUAAUAUAUAGAAAUCUCCCAUAGAUGGCACUGUUUGCCCUUGAUUUGCCCACUGAAAAUUUAUUUUGGUUUGACCAAACCAUAUGGUACUGAUCGAACAAAAAAUUUUUUCAGUGGGCAAAUCAAGGGCAAACUGCGCCAUUUAAGGGAAAUUUCUAUAUAUUAUUUUCUAUAUAUUUUUUUCAAAAAAAUUUUUAAUCUCUCCAUCCUUGAUCGAGCGACGGGGGUCGUUUGAUCAAGGAUGGAGGGUAAGAGAAAUAUUUUCAAUCAAUAAGAGUAUCUCUGAUGAUGAAAUAUACGGAGAGAUAUUAUGGGCUGCAUCUGAACUCAAUAAAGAAGUUAAAGAUGUGAAGCCUAUUUAUAAAUAUCUUACACACCCUACGUUAAGAAUUCCAGCUGCCCAGCUACUCUGCCACACCAGCCAAGCUAUGAAUUUAGCUUGGCUAAUUACCCAAGACAGCCCUACAAUUGAGACAGAAAAAGGAAAAGUUACAAAUUUAAAAAGAAUCGAGCAUUUAAUUUCUGAGGACCCUGAAGGAGUCUGUCUAUUCCUAUUAGGCAUGUUUUGGGAUCGAUACUCUCCAUUAUGGACUCACAUCACUCAUUCGCUAUCGGUUUUAGGAAAAUCCUAUCCAGAUUUGCUUUGGGGGAAUUUAUAUCCUUUAUUACUCACAUUGCCUGAGAGAAGUGAAUACCCUCCAUACUAUGAAAAAUAUAACUCAUUUCGAGACUCAACUCCCAACACACAUUAUUUUAUUAACCUUUGUGAAGUUUUAGCAGCCUGUCCUAAAGCUCUUCAUUCUAAUCUGAAUGAAUUUAUAGAUGUAUUUUUAAAAUUCAUAAAUGAGGACUAUGCAAAAAUAAGUUGGAUACCUGGAUAUAUGGCUCCAAAAGCUCCUGAACAAGGAUCAGAAGCGAAGAGAAAGCUGCCAUGCUUUUUGAAAGCUUUGAAAGAACAAAGAAAUGCAAUAAACCUUUCGCAUGCAGAAGACAUUGAAAAAAUUCUUAUUGGCUUAUGCACGAAAAAGAAAGAAAAUAUAAGAGUUUUAGCAGUAGAAUGCUUGAUUUCUUUGUUUCCAGCAUUAAGAACAGACUCUGAGCUUUUAAGAAAUCUAGCAAAAGAUGCAACCUUUAGAGACGCAGCACUCAUAAAGCCAAUUGCUGCCUCAAACAUAUGCAUUGCUCUGUGUGCAGGAAGAGGAUUUUCGACAAGCCAAUACAAUAAGUCUGCAUUUAUCUAUAUCUCUGGGCUCCCUACAUUUGGGUACUUGCUGGAGCUUUUGCCUUUUAAAUUGAAAACAAGCCACUUCAAUGUUUUGGAAAUUCUUCCUCAUAAGCUUAUCCUGAAUGUCUUUAAAAGCUACAAAAAAAUAAUAAAUUACGUCUCAGAGUGUAUUGAUGAUAAAGAAGACGCUGUUUUAUUUUUAAUUCAAACCUGUAAUUGGGCAAGAACAGAGGACAAAAGAGAAGUGCUGACUAAAUCAUUGGGGUGCUUAAAUUUGAUUAUUUCUAAAUAUGUGUGCUCUGAAAACUGCUUGGAGAGGACUAUUGAACUUAUUUCACCUGCUUUGGAUACAUUUGCUCAUGACUUGAGACCGAAAUAUAUAGAAACACUUCAUAUAUUAUUGAACAAUUAUCCACAAACACGGACAAAUCAAGUUUUGAUUACUGCUUGCACGAAUUUGUUGACGAACCCAAAAGCUGAAGCCCAGCAUAUUCACAAAACUCUUGAAGUUUUAGCUUCUCUUAUUACUCCAGAAAUAGAAAUCGACCCACAUUCGUUGAUCUCUGCCUUGGAGCGAGUAGGCUUAACUGGAAAUCUAUCUUUGAUUUUCCACAAAAUCACUCCAUCAUCUAAGGUUUCUCCAUUGAUUGAAAAAUUGAUCCCUUUUUGUUUCAAAAAGCCUGAAUUAGUCAAUUUAUUAUCACAAUGAAUUCCAUAUGCUGAAGCAUUGCCAACAAAACUAUUAACUGAGUUAGUCCUGAAGCGGCCUGAAUUGACUAGUUUACUAGGUCAAUGCAUUUCAGGAGUCGCUGGAGAGAUUUUAAAAGAUUUAAGUGCAACAAAAAGAAAAGGACUCGAAGAAGAAGCUGAAUAUGAAACCCAGCUUAAUGGGAUUUUCAAAAUUUCUGAAUGUGAAAUUGAAGAGGAGUUUUUGCCAGCUGUCAUUAAUACUCUUGGGCAGUUUCUCAUUGUGGGCGACUUAGGUCUGAGAUCUGCAUGCAUAAAAGCAUUUAUUCAUUUAGGGAAAACAAAAAUCAAGCAGGUAGAGUCAUGUUUAUCGAUUUAUCUGAAGAAAGCUAAAGAUGAAGAGCAUGUUAGAGGAAUUUUACAAGUAUGGAACUCUAUAGACUCUGAUAUAAAAUCACUGUCUCAUACUAAGGAUGAAGAAAGAAGCUUAUUACUAAGCUUAGGGCAUCUUCAAAUACACAGAAGAGCUCGAGCACUCAGCGCAAUUUUAACUAUGGAAUUUCCGAAGCAAUACAUCACAAAACUUUUUAUCCCUCUCAUAAAUUUCUAUCUUUUAUACUCUUCCAGCAAAAGUAACUAUAGCUCGUGAACCUUUAUGGACCGACUUCAUUGAAAAUGUAAACAUCCUAAUGGACUUCAUAUCUUGCAUAUCUUAGACCAGACCUCUCACAUUAGAGAAAUAUUCAGAUUAUAAUAAAAAUUCGCUAACUAAAUAUAGUUUUAUAUAAUCGCUUUUUAAUAAUUUUGAAAAUUUUUCUAAUAAUUAGUAUAAAGCUCGGCGAAUUAAAAGCCCAAGGCAUAUUUUGCUAGAAAAACAGCUCUACUCUCUUCAUGCUUGAAAAGUAGUAAUUUUGCGGAAAAAUGAUUUUAGCUCGAUUAUGGAAAAUAAAAGUGGCAUUUCAGAAAUGUUUGAUAAGCGUCAACCAUUCUGACAAUUCAAAGAGACAAUUUAUAAAAUAUCUUUAUUAUAUAAUAGAAAACCCCUUUUAUAAUGAUAAUGCAUUAAGAAUUUAAUUUUCUAUGCUCUCUUGGAUCUGUAUUCUAUAGAAAACAAAAAGAAUGGGUAGUAAGCUCUUAAUUUACAGUUUAAAAGGUUAUCUUAAAUUAAAAAAUUAAUCAUUUAUAAUAAAGAUAUCUUAUAAAUUGGCUCAUUUAAUUGUCAAAAUGGUUCACACUUGCCAAACAUUUGGAAUGUCACUUUUAUUUCCAUAUGGGCUAAAAGCCAUUUUGCCGUAAAAUUACUACUUUUCAAGCAUGAAGAGAGAAGUUGUUUUAAUUUUAAAAAUAUACUUUGGCUUUAUUUGCCGACAUUUAUGCUAAUUAUUAGAAAUAUUUCCAAAAUUAUUAAAAAGCAAAUAUAUAAAAUUAGUUUAAACUAGAGAGUUUUUUAUUAUAAUCUGAACAUUUCUCUAAUGUGAGAGGUCCGGUCUAAGAUAUGCAAGAUAUGAAGUCCAUUAGUUCGGUACAUUUUAAAUGAGGUCGAUCCUAUAACGGUUCAUGAGUUAUACCAAUCUAAUUUUAUUUAUCAGUUAAUACAGUCUCUUGCAGCGUUUGCCAAGCAGAUAUCAUGAAGAGAAUACCACAAACUGCUUAAAGUUUACGAUAAAUAAAAUGGGCAUUCGGUUCGAGAGAAAAUAGCUUUGCUAAUUUUCUCUCCCUCAUGGAAUUUUAUUUAUAGGGUUAGGUUUUCACUCGAAAACUUCUGGACAGCAAUAGCGGUUUAACUUUGGGGAUAACCAAAGGAACUGCUCCUUAGUCCUCUCAAAAUUUCGGGCUUUUACCUCUCAGCAACAUCCCCACGGGAGUAGUAUGACCCUUAGGCGGAACACGCGCAGGAGCUGAGUCGAGCGACAGCAUCGCGCCGGGUGAGACGUGCAGCAAGGCUGGUGAAGCAGGAGUUGAUAGAAGGCUUGGCCAGGGCUGACCUGUUCCAAGAUGGCUCGCCUGCGUCACUAGUUUUGCCAUAGGUCCUUUUUGGGCUGCGGCACUAGACACCUUAAACACCUGAUAAUUAAGUUAAGUUAAGUUAAGCUUAAAGUUUACUUGAAAAAGCUUGAAGAAGAAGAAAAACUUGCAACUAAGGCGAUCGCAGGAAUUUUAGCAAAUAUCCCAGACGAUCUUGAUGAAUCUGCUUAUAAUACCCUGAAGUCGAAAGUUUUGCCAGUGUUAAAAAUGCAUAUGUGUGAUCAGAAAGACUCAUGAAGACCAAAAGUCAGGAAAUAUGUCGUUUGCGCGAUGUAUUCUAUUAUUUCUACUCAGAGCAAAGAUGAAGGCAAUUCAGAAUUCUAUAGACUGCUGUCUAUGCUAGCUAGACAUUAUAAAAAUAAAGAUGAUGGAACUAAAGAGUCCGUAAUCAGCAGUGUCUUGGAGCUUUUAAAAACUAAAAGCACACAUAAUAAAAUUGUCAAAGAAUUCAACCAAUUUUUAGAGGCAGAGUUAUUUGCUCACUUUUUAACUAAAAUUCUUCCAUCAGGACUGCUUGAAAUUUCUGACAAAUACCUUGAUAAAGCUGUGAAGACUUUAUUAGAGUAUGAGCAAUAUCAGACUUUUUAUUAUUUAGGGAAAUUCAUUAAGCCUGAACAUUUAGGGCAAAUAUUGGCAUCAACAAAGCCUCUUCAAUAUAUAGCUCAAGGUCUUGCCGAAAACGAAAAAAUAACCCCAGAAGAUUUGAUUUCGUUAGCUUUGAUUCUUUUAAAUCGAAAUAUCCAAGCAAAACAAGAAGAAAAUCCUAAGAUUUCAAGGAAGCUUCAAACCUUUGCAGUUCAAGAUGGAGCUGCGAAAGGCAGCAGACCUGUAAAUGAGGUCAAAAAAGUGAAUGUUGGAGCUGACAAAGUAUUUGGGAUGAGGCUGCUGAAAUUAGGAAUAAAAAGAUCUAAAGAAGGCAUUGAUGAAGAAUUGGCAAAACAAUGCAAAGAAACUGCAAUUAAUAACUUGUCUGUUAAGAAAGAUGAAGUAGUUGCUGGAGCUUUAGAAAUACUCAAAAUGUUUGCGGAUUCUUCUGUCAUUGAGAAAAUUCUUGAAAUCUCUGAAAGAGCUGGGGAACAAGUGACUAUCCAAGCUAUGAAAACGAUUUCUUCAUUAAUUAAAUCUCGGGCAGAUAUUGAAAGCCUUGCACCUUUACUUUUGCCACAAGUGUUAUUGGCUCUUCAUUCUUAUGAGGUGCAAAGUUCAGCUUUAAAGCUCCUCAGAGUUUUUGUAUUGAAAAGAAUUAUGGAUCCUUCUGUUUACGAUUGUUUUGAAGAAGUCCCACAGAUUUUACUCAGUAAUCCUAAGCUAUCUACCCAGGCUACAAGUUUAUAUGUAGACUUCUUGCUAAACUAUCCUUUAUCAGACAAAAGGAAGCAGUAUCAUUUGGAUUUCUUAAUAAAGAACCUCGGAACAACAAUCCACAAUGCAAAUAAAAGCAUAAUGACUGCCAUCGAUACAAUUCUUGAGAAGCUUCCAUAUGAAGAACUUAAAGAGCAUUUUGACUUUUUAUUGCUAGCAAUAUUUACAGCAAUUUCUAAUGAAGACUCUGACGAUAUGAAGAAAUCUUAUUUCACCUUGCUCUCAAAAACAGCUAAAAAGAACCAAAAUUCCCCAAUUAUUAAACAAAUCGCAUCAUGGGUCACUCACAAAAAUGAAUCAGUCAGAAAAACAGCUAUCAAUUUUGUAAUAAUGUGUGUAAAUGAAAAGAUUAUUUCUGAUGAUUUCAUUAAAAAUGAUAUACUUUCUAAAGUAUUGGAAUCAGAAGACAAUUGGGUAGAGAACCUUGAAUUUUUGAAUUGCUGGCUAGGCAAAUAUAAAUCGAAAAAGUAUUUAGCAAGAUAUAGAGAAAUGAUAGUUAAGCAUCUAGAAUUAGGGGUAGAUUUAAAGCCUGAGCUUUUUGAGCCUCUGAAUGAGUGCGAUACGGAGCUACUUAAAAUUGGGACGAGUGGAAUAAUAAAUGGAACCUUCAAACAAGGGAUUUUUGCACUUUUCUCGAAAGCCAACCCAUUAUUAGCAUCUAAGAAAUUAUCAACAAUAGUAAGAAAAUUAAUUGGCAGAAAUAUUGAAGAUUCCAGAGUUGAAUCGCUACUGAGAUGCUUACUAUUCUAUAUUUCAUCUAACUCCCCCCCUUCGUGAGCGAACAAAAAUCCAUAUUUUUUACCAAAACCCACCCUCCACGAACAAAAAUUUUGACAUAUAAGUGAUAAUUAAUAUAAUGAAAUCUCUAGAAAACUCUGUUUAAUUUUGAACAAAUUGCAUUUUAAAAAUAAAUUUUGCAAAUAAAUAAAUAUAUUUGCUUUCCAAUUUUUGCGAAUUGUGAUUUUUUUUAAAUUUCGAAAACCAAUUUUACCAUAAAAUUUAUAUAUAUAAAUAUUUUAAAAAAAAAUACCCUCCAUGAGCGAACAAAAUUUUUUUUUUCGCCCUCUGAAGGAGGAAGUAAGCAAUAUGACCAAACAUCUCUAUUCAAAGCCUUGAUAAUUGCCUCUGAACGCUCUCCUUCUACCACAAUCAAAGACUUAGCAAAUGAAAUUUUCCAAACUCUCCAUAAAGAGCUCUCUCAAGAAGAAUUCGUUGACGCCUACACAAACACAAGAAACCUCCUAAACACUCUCAGAGAAGAGCGCAAAUCAAAAUCCAAGCUAAUGGCAGUCACAAACCCUGAAGUAGCUGCAAAACUCAAAGAAAAACGCAAGAUCAAAACCAAACUGCUCAAAAAACACAAAAUUUUUAAAUUUGCUCCACAUAAGAAACUAAAAACAGACUUAUCCGAGUAA
Blepharisma stoltei is the source of this 8359-nucleotide messenger RNA. NCBI's taxonomy places the organism in Eukaryota, Ciliophora, Heterotrichea, Heterotrichida, Blepharismidae. The record is from the annotation of a GenBank genome assembly.